UUGUGGUUAAAAACAUGAAGAGUUCACCAUGUGGCUACUUGUACUGUGUGGCAGCCAUGGGACAUUACAUCGUAUGGAAGACUGCAUCUACAGGAAGAACAAUGAAAUUGAAAUGGGAUAUUUACUGAUGACUCCAAUAUUAAGCAUGUGUCUAAUAUAUGGAGCCAGUGAGCUCUAAAUUGUACAUUUACUUAAUGUCCUGACAGACACGACGGAGGAUUAAAUAAACUGAGUCCAAGGGAGGAUGGAGUGGAGUCAGUUCCCACAAGGACAGCAUGAUCCUUUCACCUGGUUCACAAAGUCCCAGCUCCAGUCUGUGAUCACAGACGGUUUAGUGCCAGAGUGGUUUCAUGGGAUCAUUUCCAGGAAGACGGCAGAGGAACUACUCAUGCCCAAGCCUCCUGGCUACUUCCUCAUCAGAGUCAGUGAGAGCAGGGUUGGCUACACUCUCUCAUAUCGAGACGAGGGCCGCUGCAGACAUUUCAUGAUUGACGCACUGGAUGAUGGCCAUUACAUCAUACUGGGGGAGAACAGGCGUCACCGGCUCCUGCAGGACCUGGUGGACUUUCAUCGCAGGACUCCCAUCAUGCCUUUCACUCAGGUGCUGACUGUUGCGUGUGGGCAGUUCUCAAAUGACAAGUGUGACUACGCAGAGCUACUGCAUCCCCCAAGACCUUCAGGUUCAAACAAAACUUCGCAACCAGACAACUCCCAGCUUCCCAGCAGCAAUGAAGACAUAUCACAAGGAAAUAUCCCACCUGCCCUCCCUUUUCGACCAGAUAACCUGAUGGACUCCACAGUCUUGACUCCAAAUUGCCAACCAAACAGGCUUUACCCUAAUUUGAGAGAGGAGUUUCAAUGCAUCAACUCCCCAGUUCCAGCCACGCCUGUGCCGAUGAUCAGGAAGAGAUAUAUAGGUGAUAACCCGGCAUCCAACCAGCUUCCUGAAGUCCCUGCUCGGAGUUGCGUGCCUCAGAAGCAGAACCAGGUUUGCAUCAGAACAGUCUCGGCACCUCAGAGUCCCUCCGCCUCCACAGCCUCUGAGCAAGGGCAGUGCGUCAACAUCCAGCCUUUAAAGAACCAGGAAACAAAGGUGUCAGUGGUCACCAACCUAAAGAACCUCAAGAAGAAAUUCCAAAAGAAGAGAAGCAAUUCGCAGGAUAAUGCGUACGCAGAGGUUAAUAUGGAUACUGAGAACGAGUACCAGGAGAUCUCAGAUGAGCAUGAUGUGAGUGGUUCACCACUUCCCCACACUUGCACUGACGCGAGAACGACUGAUACAGUGUUGCCUCCGGAGUACCUGCCACCCCCACCUUUUGCCCCAGGCUACUGAAACACAGCAAUGUGAGGAUACCCGUAAGAAAAUACUCUACUUAUGGACAAUGCAUAUGGACCAGACUGUGUGGAUCAUCUGAAACGAUGUUACAUCACAGAAUCAAACCAAAAGGGGUGGUUUACACAUCCAGCCCCAGCUGAGCAGUGCAGGAUGGAUGAUGGAUGUUUAUCUGAUGAAGACCCAUGAAAUUCCGAAAGGUUCCUCAUUAAAGCAAUGGCUCCCUUUGCUUAUUGCUUUCCUACUUGUAACCCUAAAGCACAGACUGAUGUAACUCUACAGCAGGCUAAUGCAAAGAGCGAAAACAGAGUUUAACAAUUAACUGUCCAAUUCAAACAGCGCCUGCUUCCUAACACAUCUAACAUUCACUAAUUAACACAUUACUGUAUAUAUUUUUUUUUUUGUUUGUUUGAUACAUCCAAAAUCUAGAUUAUAAAAGUACAUGUAUAUGUACCUUGGCCAAGAAACAUGACAGUGACAACAAAACGUGAGUGUAAUGUGGAUUUGGAAGGCUUGGUAUUGUAUCAUGGUUGUAGUCUUUGUGCUAAGCUAAGCUAAAAUAUGAAAGCCAACACUGUCAUUAAUCACUGUGCAAAUACAAGAAUCUGGUAUCUUUUCAAGGCAAGAAAGUGAACCACUGCAUUUACCGGAAAUGUCUUAAAGCUUUGAGAGCUCAGAAUAUUCAGUAAUCACAAAAACAGUCUCUAGUCUCUAUUGUAAUGAAUUCAUUUUUAUUUAUUUUAAAUGUUGUUACAUAAAAUGAAGUGAUAGGCUCUAUUUAGGUGUUAGGCUGACAUUUCAGCAGCAUUUCAACAGAUAGUGUCCAAUGUCAUUGUACAGUAGAGAUAGCAGGAGGAAAUAUAAUGGAGAAACAACUGCUGCUUUGGAUAUUAAGCUGCAGAUCCGUCAUCAAACAUAUGAUAGUGAAGGUGGAAGAAAGAGAGGAAAUGCAGCUACUAGUCAAACCAGUUUUACAAGUCAAAUCAUAUAGCUGAGUCAAAUCCAGCAUUUUAUCACUUUCCCCAAACACACAGUUUAAUUUUUUCAGCCUAUGCCAUGUACUAAUAAAUAGCCUAAGGUAAUGAUUGUGACUGCAAUAGUGCUUACUUAUGUAUUUGAUUAGAUUUUAUAUGAAGUAUGAGAUUUUAUUCUGUGAUGGAGCAAAUAAAGUACUUCAAAAUGUUUA
This is a messenger RNA of Mugil cephalus (flathead mullet), 2519 nucleotides long. It is a transcript of the gene hsh2d, whose product is annotated as hematopoietic SH2 domain containing. Gene Ontology annotation, cellular component: cytoplasm. The record is from RefSeq and is a predicted model, not a curated record. Lineage: Eukaryota; Metazoa; Chordata; Actinopteri; Mugiliformes; Mugilidae. The coding region runs from base 245 to 1333 and encodes 362 amino acids. The transcript is spliced from 5 exons.